AUGAAGGCAGCCAUUCUCGACAGCUUUGACACGCGAAUUGCCAAACUCGAGAAAUCGAUUCUACCGCUGUACACAGCGGCGCAGUUGCUCAACAAACGGAGGAACAACAUCGACAAGGCGUUGUUGAAGAUUGAAGACAUGGCGUCCAACCAGGAUGAUUUAUCGGCGGAAGAGAGUCUGAUUCUGAGAGGUCCACAACCGGGGCAACUACACGUCUACAAAGACGCAUUGGAGCGGUUGAACGCCAAUAUCGCGUUCAAGGGUAGCGAUGGAGACGUCGAACAGAUUGCAUCUCUAGUCGAAACAGGGACGAAGAAACUCACUCAACUGUACACCAAAGUCGUCGCGGAAGGCUCUUCAGGGACGACGCCAGCACCGGGCACCGCAGAGUACUCCAUGCCCACGUCGUUCCCCGCAUCGCUGUUGCCGACACUCUCGCCUGUGGUCAAGUUCCUGCGGACACUGCCCCUGCCAUCGACACAUCCAUCGCAUCCCGCCGCACCGACCAUUGCAAAGACGUUGAUGGAGGCUCAGCGUGGAUACGCCGAUAUGAGAGGAAACUGGGCGGUCAAGUGUUUGGACGGACAAGGGAAGCGCUUGGUCGUGCGGGCAAACGAAGUCGACCCGUUGGUCACUGGUAGAGCAUUCGGCGCAUGGGUGGAGCUGAUACUGGGAACUGCAGAUGAAGAAUACAACCUUUUGCUCGAGUUAUCACCUCUAUCUAGCCCUUCAUCAAUAGCAAGCGCAUACACCGUCCUCCUCGCCCCGAUUUUGCGGUUAUUCAACACCAUCCUCAGCUCCCUCAUCGCGCUCACGAAGAAGAACCUCCAGAAAUUGAGCUUCCUGGCGCUCUCGGCUUACGAGUCCUUACUCUCGCUGCAGACACAUUGGGAAGCCAUCCUUGCUCGCGCGUCCGACCAGUUACGUGACAAGAACGAGUUCAAGGACGGUCUGCCUCUGCUGAGAAGCCUGUGCUUGCGAAGCUUCCCUGAAUUCCUGGCCGAUAUAAAACUGAGCACGACGUCUCGUGGCGUUUCGGACACCAAUGUGAACCUCAUGCAAUUCACCGAAGAGACCGUUCUUUACAUCUCGAGGAUACCGGACGUGCAGGGCGCUGUGUCUGCGGCGUUGACGGCGCUCGGAGACGGCAACUGGAAGAUGGGCGAAGGUGUACAAGUUGGCAUGAACAAACAGUUCCAAGAGGAAGAUGAAUCUUCUAUCCUCGAGCACUUCCUCAACGACGUCGUUUCGACAGCGAUCACCAGCCUGACCACCAUCUCUCGUACCGCCCGUCGCCCACCCUUCGGCUCCGUCUUCCUCCUCAACAACAUCUCCUACCUCCGCACGCACCUCCUCCUCGCACCCAUCUCACGCGCCGUCCCCGCCCUGCUCUCCUCCUCCACCAAAGACCUCCUCAACUCCAACUACCGCACCGCCAAAGCCGGAUACUUUGACGCCAACUUUUCGCCUCUGAUGCAGGCUCUGACGGACGACCCCAAGGGCGGGGGCAAGGGCGCGGCGAAGGAAAAGUUUACGAGGUUUUUUGAUUUGUUGGAUGAGGUUAUUGAGCGGCAUCGGUUUGCGAGGGUGUUUGAGGAGGGGGAGGAGGGUGCUGAGGAUCGGCAGGCGCUUGGAGAGGAAGUUGUUAUGUUGGUUGUGCCGAGUUUGCAGAGGUUUAUUCAGAAGCAGAAGGAUAGGGAUUUUAGUAAGAAUAUCAAGAGAACGCCGGAAGAAGUGGAGUCCCAGCUUCGGAGUGUCUUCAGUUAG
Molecule: messenger RNA, 1767 nt
Organism: Coprinopsis cinerea okayama7#130
Lineage: Eukaryota; Fungi; Basidiomycota; Agaricomycetes; Agaricales; Psathyrellaceae
Exons: 8
Coding region: 1-1767 (588 amino acids)
Biological process (GO): exocytosis
Cellular component (GO): exocyst
Molecular function (GO): phosphatidylinositol-4,5-bisphosphate binding
Source: RefSeq, a predicted model, not a curated record